AUGUACUUUCUACGCGAUAUAUCCGAAGUGUUAGUGAUAUUCAGUGUCCUAGUUUACGCAUCUCAGGCGCAAGGCGUUAACGAUAAGAGAAGUCCGUGUGACAUAUUCGUUCAGGAUGGCAAUAAUCUAACGUUGAACUGUUCGAGACGCAACAUAGACAGGAUACCAACAUGGCCAGACAAAAUUAACAGUCUUGGUAAUAAGGAGAGCCAUGUGCUAAUAACCUUCUUCAACAACAGCAUAACGAACGUCACCCAGUUAGAAGCCGUCCCGGGCAACAGAAUCGCGAUCAGCUUCAAAGGGAACAAGAUAGUGGAGAUAGAGGAUGACGCGUUCAGACAUAUCGACCGAAUGGUCUAUUUAGAUCUCAGCAACAACUACAUUUCAGGUGAAGUAUUACGAAGCGAGAUCUUCCAAGGCCCUUACAACGACGGCAUCUACAGCGACAUAGGCUUGGAGACGUUGAACCUGGGCUUCAACGAGAUCCACUCCCUGGACAAGUACCUGUUCCAGCACACGCCGAAUCUGACGCGGCUCUACUUAAACAAUAACCCCAUAGAAAUUUUGGAUCAUGUGACGGUGUUGGCACUGUCAAGUGCUACUAAUCUCGAAGUUCUCGACCUCUCGAAGACAGACAUAGACAGCAUACCGCUAGAUGCAUUCAGGGGACUAAUAAAUUUACGUCAAAUCGACCUGUCUGGAAACUUCUUCCUGAAUGUGCCUGAGAGCCUUAGCCUCGUCGGCAGCAGUCUCCAAUAUCUCACGUUCAACAACAACCCAGUGAUUGAGUUGAACGAUGACAGUUUUGUGGGACUAUCUAACCUAGUAGAACUAGAGAUUGGUGAAAAUAAAUAUUUAGAAGAGGUUAAACGCAGCACUUUUACGCCACUGAAAACUCUACGAGUGCUUCAUUUGUGUCACAACAAAAAUUUGAGAUACAUCAGCCACAAUGCCUUCAGGGGAUUGAAAGACAGGUGGACUUUGAAAGAGGUAUAUCUGGACGACAAUAACUUGAGUGAGCUCUCGACUGAUUUGAUGCCAUGGAGCAAGUUAGAAGUGUUAGGAAUGACAGGCAAUAGCUGGCUCUGCAAUUGUGACUUGGCCAACAUCGUCACGAAACAGGAGGCCGGCAGCAAGUUCAGAACGGGGGAAAUACCAUUCUGUGCUGCACCAAUGAGACUGAACGGAGCCUACAUAACAAACAUUACAGUAUCUUUUUGUCCAACAUUUGAUACAACUUUUACACCUAAGCGUGGCUUUUCCUUAUCAGAUUUGAGACCUAAACACGUACUAUGGAGUAUAUUAGGAGUUGCAGCAGUCGUCGGAAUAGGAAUGAUCUGUGGUAUCAUUGUCAAUGCUGCUAAAGCCUUCUACAAGAAGAAAUUGAGCCAACCUAUUCGCUAUAUAAAUAUUAAUAAUUCAGAAGCGAGCUUCGCAUAA
Leptosia nina is the source of this 1440-nucleotide messenger RNA. NCBI's taxonomy places the organism in Eukaryota, Metazoa, Arthropoda, Insecta, Lepidoptera, Pieridae. The record is from the annotation of a GenBank genome assembly.